Messenger RNA from Drosophila mauritiana, 1298 nucleotides. It is a transcript of the gene HSPBAP1, whose product is annotated as HSPB1-associated protein 1. The coding region runs from base 13 to 1209 and encodes 398 amino acids. Gene Ontology annotation, molecular function: 2-oxoglutarate-dependent dioxygenase activity. Lineage: Eukaryota; Metazoa; Arthropoda; Insecta; Diptera; Drosophilidae. The record is from RefSeq and is a predicted model, not a curated record. The transcript has a single exon.
AGUAAACAAAACAUGGAAGUGAACUCCAAACUUAGGGAUCUGAUUUUGAACACCCACGUGCCUUUGGUACUGGACCAGUUUCCUCUGAAAUGGGCGUGCUUCGAGGGAUCCCUCCACGACUGGUGCAAGCGAUUCGACCAGGAGGCCACCUGUUUGCCAGCCUUCGAGCUGAUGGACUUGGCGGACAGUAGUACGCCGCAGUGGGAGCGAAAGCGGACCAAAUCCUGUCAGCAGCUUAACAUGGAGCAAUUCCUGCGGAAAUACGAUGUGCUAAAGGAGGAGCACACCCACUGGACGGCGUACCAGUACAAGAAAGCCGACGAAGUGCCACUUAGUUGCCGGAGCGGCAUCGAUUUCUCCAGCUUCGGCUUCCCGGACAACGGCAACGACUACCGCUUCUGGCUGGGAUCGGAGCAGGCCAACACACCGUGUCACUACGACACCUUUGGCGUGAACAUAGUGGUGCAGGUGCAUGGCUGCAAGUCGUGGCUGCUCUUUCCGCCCGAGACGCCGCUGCAGAGCACCAGGAUACCCUACGAGGAGACCAGUGUCUACUGUCUGGAGAACUUUUACGCCCCGGAUCCGGCAAAGAUUCAGAGCUACGAGCAUCUUAGCCGACAGGCCUAUCACUGCAACCUGCAGCCGGGCGACGUACUAAUCGUGCCGCGUAACUGGUGGCACUACGUUGAGGCCAAGUCCACGUCGCUGAGUGUCAACUACUGGGUGCCGCUAAAGGUGGACGUGGACCUGAUGUUGGACGAGUUUCUGGUCAUGCACAUCGUGGAGAGCUUUGUCAGGGGGGAGAGCAAUCAAGUUAAGCAGUAUCUGCUCAAUCCUAACCAGCUGGAUAACGUGUCUACCAAGCCCAGCGAUCUCUUUGCCCAGUUCGAGCAGGCGGUGCAGAACUUAGAGAGUGGCCAGAGCACCCGACAGCUCUACGAUACCGACUACAUCAGCCAAGCGGAUUGGAAAACUUUGUUGAACAGUAUCAACCUUUCAGUCCGCCCUUUGGAAGUGAUGCCCCACGAGGAGUACAAACUGCUCCUCAACGCCAACUCCAAGAGAUUCCGAGCAACUGCCAACCCACCGGAGACAACUCCUAUUAGUUCCACUUGUGAGCUUCUAGUGAGCAGCAUGUGUGAUCCACGCGUAAUUGCCGAAAUGAAGCGCGAGUUCUUCCGCAGACUAGGAAAAAGUAACUCCCUCUAGCUUAACACACGUGUCUAGGGUAAGAACGUUUACUGUGAUACGUGAUAAUAUUGUUGCAUAUAUGAGAUUAAAAUCCAAUAAGCCAUCAA